Messenger RNA from Eurytemora carolleeae, 748 nucleotides. RefSeq lists its product as uncharacterized. The transcript has 2 exons. NCBI's taxonomy places the organism in Eukaryota, Metazoa, Arthropoda, Copepoda, Calanoida, Temoridae. The coding region runs from base 16 to 690 and encodes 224 amino acids. Gene Ontology annotation, molecular function: odorant binding. The record is from RefSeq and is a predicted model, not a curated record.
AAUUAAGGGUAUAAAAUGCGGUAUGACAGAGGUUUGUUUAUCAUUGUUUUUUACAAGUUCAGCAUGAAACAAAUCUUGUGUUCGUUUCUGUUUGUCUACGCAGCUCAUGUAGCCCUGGCUCAUGACUCUGAGGAACAGAAGGGACUGUGCUUGGAUAAGAUGGCUCUUGAUGCUAUAUGCAUCAGUGAUUCAAACCUUGAGAAGAAAACUAAAGAUGUCCAACACUGUUUCCAUGAAAAAAGUUAUUCAUCAGGACAUACAGACAAAGCAAAAGGAACUAAAUGUCCUUCUUUUGAUGAGCUAACUAUAAUAUUAAAUAAGAAAGCUGGUUUUUCUGAGUGCUUCUUUAAAAGCUUAGGAUGGAUUGAUGAGGAUGGAGAGGAGGUUAAUGCCACAAUUGCUGAGGAUAUUGCUUCUCUAAUUCCAGAAAUCAGUACUCAGCUGACUGAAGAAGUUCUGGGAGAGUGUGUAAAGGAAACUGUAGAGGAACUAGAAGAUAGUGCAGAGUGUACAUAUACUGAAGAGGAAUCGGCAGCUUUAGAGGAGAUGGUGGUGAAGAUUGCCAGCUUUCAGUGCUUCCAUCAAACCUUUGAUAAAGCUUGUAAGAACUUUGUUAUAACCAAAUUUCUUCAUUCAAAACUACAUGAUGAGAUUCCAAUAGUUAAUGAUAUGCAGUUACCUGAAGUCUAAACUCCUAAAUUGAUGAACCAGUUAAAGUUUGUAAAAUUUAAAUAAACUUGAAUCUAAG